This is a messenger RNA of Chelmon rostratus (copperband butterflyfish), 2778 nucleotides long. It is a transcript of the gene ccdc150, whose product is annotated as coiled-coil domain containing 150. NCBI's taxonomy places the organism in Eukaryota, Metazoa, Chordata, Actinopteri, Chaetodontiformes, Chaetodontidae. The transcript is spliced from 20 exons. The record is from RefSeq and is a predicted model, not a curated record. Bases 1 to 2550 code for a protein of 849 amino acids.
AUGUCCAGCUCAGCCACCCUGCCUCUCAGUGCUGGGGCCACAGCCCCAGAUGCCCUGUCCCUUCUGCAUCAGAGGCUGAUGUUGGCUGAGGAGGAGGCUGAAGCUCUAAUUCAAGACAUGGGUGCACUGGGUGUGUCCAGGGACCAAAUCUUGGGAUCUGCAGAGAGAAUGGGCGCCACUCAAGGGCCUGUAAGUCCUCUGAAGAUGCGUCGGGUCCUUGGGGAUGAGGGCAGGCUGUGGCAUCAGUGUGACUCUCUAAUGAGCCGGGUGUGUCGCAUGGAAAGUCUCCUACAGGCCCUCAAACUCACCAUCUUCCGCCUUGAGACUGAGAGAGAGCUGGAUCCAUCUCACUCAGCUCAUCUGAAGCAGCAGCUGGCAGCGCUGCAGCAGCACAGUGAGGAGGAGCAUCAGGCCUCCAGGAGGGAGGUGAUGAAGCUCAGGGACCAGCUUCAGCAGGCUUAUCAAGAGAGAGAUGAAGCCCGAGCGGAGGCUCAGAGGCUGGGGGCCAUAGUGGAGGCGGCCACUGCUGCCAAGAUGGAUGUGGCUUUGGCUGCAAAGGAGCUGAAGACUGUCAAAGUAGAGAUGAGUCACAAAUUGAUGGAGAUGAAAGAGCAGAUGAGGCAGGAGUCCGCCCGUUCCGCUGAGGCCAUGAAGUCUCACAGCGAGCUGCUCCAGCAGUUGGAGGAGAUGGAGAGAGUGGUGGAGAUGGAGAGGCGACAGGCUCUGCUGCUGCAGUCGGAGUGCCAGGCCUUGCAUGUGGAGGUCCAGACUGGCCGGCAGCAACUGGAGGAAGAAAAAGACAGAGGCAGACAGCUGGAGGAACACUGUCAGCAGCUCAAGGAACAGACAGCAAUGAAGGACUCCCUUGUGUCUGAGUUGAAAACUGAACUGAAAAGUGUUCUUCCAGCCCUUCAGAGACAGCAGACAGAAAACAUCAGACUGCUGAAGGAGGGCAGAGAGCUGAGAGCUGCUGCAGACAGAGUCCAGACCCUGAAUAAGCAGCUGCAAAGUCAGUGUUCCCAGCUCAGUUCUGCCCUGCGUUCACUCACAGAGGAGAAUGAAAACCAGCAGGCCAGCUUAAAGGCUGAGAGGAGUCAUGCAGUCAAGCAAAUUGAAGAGCAGGACCUGCUGCUGGAGGCAGCCAGACGCAACAUUCAGACUGAGCUGCAGGUGGCACUGACACAUAAAGUUAAUCUGCAGCUGGAGCUAGAGAAGCUCAAGGGUGAACAUGCACAGCUCCUGCAGAACUCCUCCAUUGCACAAGAGACAGCGGUCACUCAGAGGGAACUAUUGGAGCGAACCAUUGCGAGGCUACGGGGGGAGCUGAGCAAGGCCAAAAAAGAGGAGCAAGCAAUGAGGAAAGACCUGGAAGGUUCUAAAAAUGAGUUAUGUCUUGUUGUCACUAAGCUGGAGGAUGAGAAAAGAGGCCUGGAGACCCAACUUAGUGAGGCCAAGCGGGAGGUGGGACAUCUGAGCUCGGCCUUACAGUGCCAGCAGGAUGAGAACAGGAGGAUCAUGGGAAAGGUUGCGGCUUUAGAUCAUCAACAGGUGAACCAGAUGCUGAAGGACCUAAAUGACAAGAACAAGCCGGCCUAUGACAAAGGGAAAGUCAUGAUCAGUGAGCUGGAGGGAGUCUGUGGUCCUGCAGGGGGUGUUGUCAGUCAGACCCUUGAAAACAUCCUGGCCUCCCAUACCAGACUCCAACUCAGCGGUCAGACCCUGCAGCAGGAGAUGGGGGGGCGAGAGCAGGAGCUGGCCACACUCAAGAAGGACAGGUUCCAGGCUCAGACAGAGAUCAGGAAACACCAAGUAGAGGUGGAGAAACUCCAGCGACUCCUGACAUCAACUCAUGCCAAGAACAACAGAGCUCUGGGGUCUGUACAGAAGGCCUUGGAUAGAGCCAAAGUGGACAACAGGAGGCUGGCUCAGAGCGUGGAGCAGGCUGUGUUGACCAACAGCAGUUUACACAGGAAACUGGAGCAGGCCAGAGAGCAACACCAGGCCACCAUCACACUGAGAGAUGAGGAGCUACGCAAGGCUCGGACAAAGAUCAGUGAUUUGUCUGAAGAGCUUGGUGCUGUAAAGCAACACACUCGGGGGGACUAUGAAUCUUCCAUGAAGACGCUGCAUAGAGAAAUGUCAGAGCUUAAAAUUACAAUUCAGGACUCGCCAAUUGGGUCAGGUGACCUUUCCAAGACCAAUCAGGAGCUCCGCCAACGAGUGUCUGAGCUGGAGUGGCAGGUGUCCAAACAGAAGGCAUGUAUCCGAGAGCAGAGGAGGCAGCUGAGGCAGCAACAGAAGAGCAGAGAUUUACAGGACAAGCCUCAGGUGGCUGAGAGGUUUGAAGAGCGCAUCAGGAAUCUGCAGAACAAGGAGGACAGGAAGCUCCAGGCGGUCAGGAUGGACUCUCAGCAGGUUUUACACAAACAGGAGGCAGAGUGGGAUAGGUGGACUUCCACCAUCCAAUGCUGGGAGGCCAAGAGAAGGCUGGCUCACAUUGCUGGAGGAUCCAAGCCUGCCAGGACACAGCUGAUAACACCACCGCACUGAUAAUAACCAACACAAUCACACACACACACACAAACACGGACAGACCAAAGCAACACGAGACAGUGAUCCUCUGUAUUUAUUCAAACAUUAAACGGUGACCAACAAAGAGGAAGAGAUAGCAGCCACAUGUGGAAUAGCAGCUGUAGAGUCACGUGUGUGUGUGUGUGAUGUCCUCCAUAUAUAUUGAUCAGAAUUUAAUGAUGGUCAAGAGGGUAACAUGCACUCUCA